AUGCAUGCAUUAGCUAGGGUUUAUUUUUUCUCAAAGGUGGAACUUGGAAGUGCUUCGGUACUUGUUGCUGAGGCGUUAGUAUUGAGAGAUAGCGUGGUGAAAGCAAAAGAGAAAGGUUUUACAAGGGUUGAAGUGGAAGGAGAUCACAAGCUAGAAAGAGAACAAGAUGUGGGAUUACCGAGUUGCCGAAUUGCGUUAUGGGUUCUAGUCUCAUUGCUACCUCUACAAGACGCAGUAAAUACAAUCCUGGCUUCCCCUCCGCAGUGGAAGACACUUUCUCAUCCAAUACUAACAAGGCGCAAUCUUGAAUUCAACUAUCUCAACGUUUUAGGAAGAAAUUACAGAGGAACAGUUUUCGACGUGACGGCGAGAGCUCGAGCCUUUGUGAGACGUGUGAGUAAAUAUUUGCAGCAAUAUCAAGGUAACAAGGUUGAAUCUUUGAAAAUUGAUUGCUAUCACGGUAUCAAGGUUAAAUCAAAGACUGAAGUCAGGCUUGAUGAAUGGAUUCGUUUUGCAAUUAUGAAAAGUGUCGAAGAACUACAUGUUCGACCUGGUUGGUGUUCAAUGUCCCACCGAGAUCUUAUUAUUUUUCCUCUCCUUUCACUUGUUGGCUCCACUUCAAAUCUUAAACAUUUGUUAUUAGAGAGAUGCAUACUAAGACAGCAAUCUCCUACUGAUUUUGACGGAUUCAAGCUGCUAACUACUCUUCGUCUCAAUGAAGUUGCCCUCGAUAAUUGUCUGAUGGCAAACCUCCUUUCUGUUUGUUUAUUACUUGAGAGCUUGACCUUAGAUCGUUGCUGCAGGAUGUAUGAUAAAUCAUUUCUGGAUUUUGAUCUUCCUGUUGUGUGUGAUCGCCUAACUGAUCUGAAAGUGUUACAGGGUAUGUACAUGUACGGAACCAACGUGAAUAUUUCGGCGCUAAAUCUUACCUCAUUGGAGUUCAUUGCAUAUGUUGGUUGCAGUUGUUCUUUCCUACAAAGUCCACAGUUAGCAAGAAUUUAUUUCUCAGGCACCGGACUCUGUCGAGGAAAUGAACUAGUGAAAAUAUCGGAAGCAUUAGUCCAAUUUGCAUCGUGUCCCGCGCUUGAAACUCUUCAUCUGCGAAUUCCGGCAGAAACCCCCCGAAUUAGCAGCUUUCAAACUUACGGAAAUCUCAAGCAACUGAACUUGGAUCUUGACCUAGAUCGAAAGAGAAGGAAAGACAAUGAUGAUGUUGAUGUCAAUUGUGUGCUGGAUCUCCUCAAGGCUGCACCCCUUUUGGAAGAGUUCACAAUAACAACACAAAAUGGACAAGACUUGUCUAAGACUAAUCCUAGAGAGACAAGGAAUCGUUCUGGAUUCACAAAUGAUCAUUUGAGAAUGGUUAAGAUGCAGGGAUUCACAGGUAAUUGGUACGAAAGAGAAUUGGCCAUUUGUAUCCUAGAGAUUUCAGUUGUGGAAGAAAAACUUAAGGGAGUAAGGACUGAUGCUCAGAUCAUACUUCUAUAA
Molecule: messenger RNA, 1488 nt
Organism: Fragaria vesca subsp. vesca
Lineage: Eukaryota; Viridiplantae; Streptophyta; Magnoliopsida; Rosales; Rosaceae
Exons: 2
Coding region: 1-1488 (495 amino acids)
Source: RefSeq, a predicted model, not a curated record